AGCGCGUACCGAGAGGGUGACGAAAGCGGAAGGGGCGCAAGAGGCAGCGCUGCGGGAUGCGGUACUGAGCGCAAAAGGUUGCUUCUUCUCCCCGCAACAGACCCUGCCCCGCAAUGGAGAUGCAAGAUAGCGGACAAGAGACUGCAGCUUCUCCUUCUGCCCCUGGAACAGGAAAGUCAAAACUGGAUACCUUACCCAAAGAAGAGCUCAUCAAAUUUGCAAAGAAGCAGAUGAUACUUUUACAGAAAGUUAAAUCUCGAUCUGCGGAACUGGAAAAGGAACUUGAAGAACUGAAGUCAAAACCUGCUGCUGGAGGGACUGAUGAUAUUAUUCAGGCCCUCACGGAGAGACUGGAUGCUGUCCUUCUGGAAAAAGCGGAAAUCCAGCAGCAAUGUCUGACUCUGAAAAAAGAAAAUGUGAAAAGGCAGCAAGAAGCAGAGGCUGCUGUUGUCAAGGAUGAAGAAUUGCAGAAAAAGCUUCUACAAUUGAGCACCGAGUACUUGAAAGAAAUUGAUCGUCUUAAAAAUGAAAUGUUAACAGCAGAGUCUAGAUAUGAUGAAACUUUAGCUGAACUACAGAAGGAACUACAUGCAGAAAAGAAGAAACAGCAAGAUCUCACAGAUCAGCUUAAAUUUAAUAGUCACUGGCAAGAAGAAGUAAAAAAACUAGAGGAAGAGGUCCACCGGACAAAGACUGUGUAUGAGCAACAAAUCUCAGGCCUGGAGAAGCAGUUGGAAGCCUGCAGUGAAACUAAGAAGAAAGAAAUUUCCAGUCUCCAAAAUGUUAUUGAAAGCAAUUCUCAGGGUUACCAAAAUGAAAUUGAUAAGUUAAACGAAGAACUAAUGAAACUGAAGGCUUCUCACCAAGAAGAGGUGUCCAAUUUGAUGCAUAAGGUUGACGUUUCCGCUAAUGUUCAUGAAGAAGAGCAAAAUAAGAUAGAGCAGUUAAAGCAGGACUUGAGAGAGCAGCAUGAGGCACAAGAGAAAACCCUGCAGAAUGAAUUAUGUGCUUGCAAAGAGAAGUAUGAACGUGAACUGGAAUGUUUAAGACAAGCUUUAACUAAAAAUGGGGAGAACCAAAAAGAGAACGGAAAUGAACCGUUGGAGGCAGAACCAAUCGAAAAGAUCAGGCACUUGGAGAGUGCUCUGAAAGAGCUGGAAUCACAGCACAGUAUACUGCUAGAUGAAUUAACCUACAUGAAUAAUGUUAAGAUGAAACUAGAAAUGGAAGUCCAGCAUGUGAAAAAUGAGCAUUUUCAUGAACGGGAAGACUUGGAGUUCAAAAUUAAUGAACUACAACUAGCCAAAGAAGAUAAUUGCUGUAUAAUUGAAAAACUACAUUUGGAGCUUCAGGGCAUGAGAGGCCACUGUGAGAACACUGCUCAAGAGCACAGCCGGGAAAUUCAAGAUCUUAUGCUAAAGCAUGAAAGAGAGAUGUGUGAGGUUCAACAAGCAUUGUCAUCAGGUUUACAAGGAGAAAAUAGGUCACUGGCUCAGGAAAUACAGGAUCUCAAGGAGCAAUGUCAGAAGUAUGUCCAGGAAAAAGAAGAAGCCAUUGAUAGCUAUGAAAGCCUGAGAGAAACCAUGGAAACCCUACAAGCCGAAUUGGGGGAAUCGGCCGGCAAGAUAAGCCGAGAAUUUGCAUCGAUGAAGCAGCAGCAGGCCUCAGAUGUUGAUGAACUGCAGAAGAAACUUCGAGCAGCUUUCAGUGAAAAGGACGUUCUCCUGGAGACAGUAAAUCAUCUUCAGGAAGAGGUGGAACAGCUUUCUUGCAAAGGAAAGGAGGUCGAAGAGCUCAGGCUUCAAGCCAGAGCACUUCAGGAAAAAAAUGAGAAUCUUGUUGCUACUCUUCAUCAAAGAGAUGUUGCUGCAGAGGAGUUGGAAGAGAAAGAGCGAGAGCUUUGCUCUCAAAACAGCAUCAUGGCCAAUGAGGUUAAAUGCUCCAGGGAGACCAUCAGAAGCCUCCAGGAACAGUGCAAAGUGGAACAGGAGAAGGUCGUCGGACUUCAGCAGCAGGCUGAUACUCUUUGUCUUUGCAACCGUCAAUUAGAGCAGCAAGUGGAGGAAUUAGAAGAGAAAUCGAGAGUGUCUUCAUUGGAAAACGAAGAGAGUCAGCAGAAACGAUGGGAAUUGGAGCAACAAGUUGAAGCUCUUCAACAAGACAGGGAGCGUCUGUCGUCUGAAGUCAAGAGUCUUUGUGACGAAAGUCACAAACUGAAGGAAGAAAGAGAAGGAGUUGACCUGAAGCUGCAGAGCAUGGCCUCUGAAAAAGAGGAAUGGCUGUUGUUUAAAGAGAAAGCGGGCGACUUCAAAUUGAAACUAAAUACGGUCAGUGAUGAAAAGGACCGUCUGGAGAAGCUCCUUGGCAAGGAAAAGGCCUUAAGGGACCUUGUCGUGAGUCAGCUGUGCGGUCUCCUCGAACAAAUGGGCUCUGGAUAUCAAGAGGAAAAUGAAGGGUGUGAUGUGGUUGCUCUCCUGCAAGCUGCAAGAGAAUCCUUAGCAAGAAUGAAGCAAGAGAGACAGAAUCUGACUCGGCAGCAAGACGACAAUGCAUUCUUGCAGGAGGAGCUCAGGAGGCUCCAGGAAGAAAAGGCAGCUUGUUGUAUCGAGCUGCAAUCCCUGCUGGAUGACUCCAAGAAAGAGAAAUGCCUUUUGAGGGAAGAACUCGAAGGGGCUUUGUCAGAAAAAGAGGCCCUGCAGCUAGAUAUCCAAGAGCUGACCCAUGCCGGUGAAAAGGUCAAGGCUGAGCACCACAACCUUCUGUCUUGUGUUGAAGAUAUUUCUGAGAAGCUUGCGGAUCGGGAGAGUCAAAUGAAAGAGCAGGAGAAAUCUUUAGAAGAGGAGAAAAACAAUCUAAAGUUAAUUCUAGAACAAAAAGAGUCUGAGCUGAGAAGUGUGCACGCUGAGCUUUCUUUGCUAAAGAAUUCCAUGGCAGAGUCUUCUGCUAACAGUGACCAAGAAGCAUUGGAAUCACAAAAAAUAGUGAAUUUAGAAAAACAGCUGAAAGAGAAGGAAGAAAAGUUAAAUAAAAUUAAAGCAGUUGCCGUGAAAUUAAGGAAGGAACUGGAUUCCAGCAAAAAAGAGGUGCAUUCACUUAGAGAAGAUCUGGAGCAGACACGGUCAGAGAGACAGAAGCUCUCUUCUUCAAUGGAAGAAAUCAUUCAGGGAGCAGAGGGCUAUAAGAAUCUCUUAAUAGAGUUUGACAAACAAGCAGAACAGCUGGAUUUUGAAAAAGAGCGAACUCGGCACUUGGAACGUCAGAUAGAGGACCUUAUGAAACAACUGGAUACAUCAACUCAGCAGCAAGACCAGUGGUGCUCUGCUAAGGAAGAUCUCUUGGCUCGGAUAGAGACGCUGCAGACGAACACCAAGCUGUUGGAAACCCAGCUGUUAGAGAUGCAGAAAGCCAAAUCAAAAACAGAUAAAGAACUUGAAGCUGAAAAACUUCUGAAAGAACAAAAAAUAAAGGACCACAGCGUUACCGCAAAAGAGGUUGAAGAACUGCAGGCCCAGCUUCAGAAAGACAGAAAGCAUCUCCAAAAAGUCUUGGAAGAACUGGAGAUGGCAAAGAAGGGUGCGCAGAAGAGUACAUUGAUGGACAUGGAAAUAGCUGAUUAUGAGCGUUUGGUCAAAGAACUGAAUCAAAAGCUGAGUGACAAAGGCACCAGGAUUGAGGAUCUUGAGCAAGAGAUCAAAAUUCAGAAGCAAAAGCAAGAAAUGCUACAAGAUGAAAUGAAAUCAUUUCAGGCCUCUGUACAACAGUUUGAGGAUAAGAACUCCAAGAUCAAGCAGCUGCUGGUGAAAACAAAAAAAGAGCUGGCCGAUUCAAAACAAACUGAAAACGAACUUCUGAGAAUUCAGGCGUCCUUAAAAGGAGAGUUGGAAGCCAGUCAGCAGCAAGUGGAAGCUUACAAGAUUCAGUUGGCUGAUAUCACCUCAGAAAAACACAAACUUCAGGAACAACUGAGGACUUCGAUAGAGCAACACCAGCGGGCUUUGAGCAAUUACCAGCAGAAACUUGCAACCCUCCAAGAAGAAUACAGUGCAGCAAAGGCAGAACACGCUGCUGUGUCUUCUGAUUUUGAAAGCUACAAAGUCCGUGUUCAUAAUGUUUUAAGACAGAAGAAUAAAUCUUCUCAAGCUGAAACGGAUGGGAGCAAACAGGAAAGAGAACAACUAGAGGAGAUGAUAAAUCAAUUAAAGAUAAAAUUGCAAGACACCCAGCACAACUUACAAAUUAACAUAGCUGAACUUCAAGCACUGCAGUCUGAACAUGACACACUGCUGGAACGGCACAAUAAGAUUCUUCAGGAGACCGUAGCAAAGGAAGCAGAGCUGCGAGAAAAGCUCUGUACAAUACAGUCUGAAAACCUGGUGAUGAAGUCAGAGCAUGCACAGACCACGAGUCAGCUGACAGCCCAGAAUGAAGCUCUUCGGAACAGUUUCCGGGACCAGGUCAGGCAUCUGCAGGAAGAGCACAGGAAGACCGUGGAGACUUUGCAGCAGCAGCUGUCCAAAGUAGAAACCCAGCUCUUUCAACUCAAAAGCGAGCCGAAUUCAAAAAGUCCCGCUCCUUCCAAUGUACCAACAAAGAACUUGCGAGAAAGACGGAACACUGACCUUCCUCUUCUUGAUGUGCACACUCUAGCUAGAGAGGAAGGAGAAGGAAUGGAAACCACUGACACAGAGUCGGUGUCUUCGGCCAGCACUUACAUACCAUCUUUGGAACAGCUCCUUAAUACACCUGAUAUAAAACUUGAACCUCCACAGUGGCAAGUGGAGCUCACGAAAGAAGAGCUAGUCCAGAAACUAAAAACUACAACAAAGAGCGCCGAUCACUUAAAUGGAUUACUUCGAGAAUCAGAAGCAACCAAUGUAAUCCUGAUGGAACAAAUUAAGCUUCUGAAAAGCGAAAUAAGGCGUUUAGAAAGGAACCAGGAACGAGAAAAAUCUGUUGCUAACCUCGAAUAUUUGAAGAAUGUUCUGCUGCAGUUCAUAUUUCUGAAGUCAGGCAGUGAAAGAGAGAGACUUCUCCCUGUUAUAGAUACCAUGUUACAGCUGAGUCCAGAAGAAAAAGGAAAGCUCGUUGCAAUUGCUCAAGGUGAGGAGGAGAGCACAUCACAGCCAUCUGGGUGGGCUUCAUACCUGCACAGCUGGUCAGGGCUCCGCUGAGACUAUGGGAAUGCUCCCUUUUCAGAUAUUCAUAUUACACAAAUUGCACUGAGAGGAAUCUCAACACUGAAGAAUGCACCAUAUACAAGUGUAGCAAGGAUAACUUUUGUGGGGGGGGGGGGGUUGUUGGUCAUUUGAAGUGACCAUUUGUUUUUUGGUGAAGUCUUGUGAACAGAGUGUCCUGGCCUCAUAUUCUUGUCCCUGUUUGGUGACUUGUAACCAGUGCAGGUAUUCUGAUGCUUGCUUGGAGCAAAGGACUGUCUCUUUCCUUGUUUGAGGAAGCUCAGUGUAUACAUCCCUUUGUGCGUCUGGAGCCUCCCCCCUCUAUUGAACGCUUCCAUUGGGAUUUCUGACUGCAGCAAGCAUCUUUAUUUGUAUUCAUCUGAAGCAGGUUCCUGUGUGAGAUAAUUAUCCGUCGCAAGGCCAAAAUGGAAUCAGCACUUCUGACCGCACAAGUUCUGGUUCUUUGUUCAGACAAUCUCCUGUUUUGUGCUUUGGCAAUGUUGACUAUACGACCUAGUAAAAUAGUUCAGAAUAUAGCGCACAAAUUGCUUAUUCCUCUGAAAAGGGGGAAGAGAGGGGGAAAAUGUUGGCAGCAUUCCAGUACUUGAACAAAUUGAGCGUAUGGCCCGAGUCCAAACUAAAUUGAGAGAUUCCUUAAGCUAACAGGGCACUAUCUAGUGUUUAGGAGAUUGCUGUAUCAGAUACUUUUGCCUGAGUGUUGAAUCAUUAGUUAAUGACUGCUGAGAACAAGCUUUCCUAAAGUAUCCCUUGACAAUAGGAGGGGGGAAAAAGAAUUGGAGAAGAUAUUUGACCUUAAGCAUACUUCAGUGUGACCAGUGGAACACAUCAGAAAGCUUCUUGAUAAUAGUGGAGGAGAUUCUAAAACUUGCUUCAGCGUUUGCCACAGGUUAUGAAUCAAAAAUAUAUUUGGCAAUGUGAUGGUUACCACUGGAAGGCUCUCAAGAUGUAUUCAGGUCAAUAUACCUUAAACUUCUGUGUGUUUUUCACCAAAGCGCGCUUUUUCUCCACCACUAUUCUCUAGGUCCCAGGUGUCAAACUCGUGGCGCUCCAGAUGUUAUGGACUACAGUCCCCAUCAUCCCGUCAGCAUGAUGCUGGCAGGGGGUGAUGGGAACUGUAGUUCAUAACAUCUGGAGGGCCACGAGUUUGACACCUGUGCGUGUCAUAAUCCUCUUUUCAAACAGUCGAUCUUUCCUGUGACCUUUUUUUUGCCUCUCCAGGAGUGAUGCUGUCCAGGACAUCACAAAAUGUAUCAUUUUACACAGCAUAACCCUCCAGUCUUGGUGAACUGUAUUCUGUUAACAUGUGCUUUCUGCUUCCCUGCUAAAGCUCUUUCUGAUAUCCAAAGGAGACACAGAUGUGUUCACCAUUUGCACAGUACCAUUUCCUCUACCACAGUGCGUUUAAGUUUUGUUCCUGUCAGCCACAUCGUUACAUGCCAGCAGGUGAGGCUGUUUUGACAGAUGGUCCACUUGGAAUUCCAGAUGGAAUUCUGGAGAAAGUGGAUGCUCUCCUUGAACUUGAGUAUAUGAACACAAGGUAUACACUGCUUUUUUUGGAGCUGUGUUCUGAUCUGGGGUGCAGCUCCAGUGAGAUUCACUGACUUGUUCCAAUGGAACUGACUGACCAGGGCAGCUAGAAUAGUCCUGUGCCUGGAAGUGAGUGAAAAAAUCAUGUGAGAGAGCCAUCACUCACAAACAGAGGACUUAGUGUGGCAAUAUCACGCGUCAGCCGUGAGUGUCAAUGAGUUUUAUGACCAAAGUAUGUAUUUUCUGUCAGGCUGGAAUGUGAGAAGGAAUUGUAUUUUUAAGAUGUGACAUGAGACACAGCCUUAAGCAACUCUGUUUGAUUUAGAGUAUUUACGGUGACUUUUUUCUGACUGCAAGGACUUCUGCUGUCUUCAAUUUUGAAAGCAAUGGAAAAGCAAGCCAAACGUGGAAAAUUAAAAAAAACUUUUAAUUAGUCAUAUCAGGUUAAAAGAUCUUGAUAGCACUGGCAGCUGAAAGGACAAACAUCAUUUGUUUGAAUCAUUUGUUUGAAUACAGCUGCUGUUCUAACUCCCAUUAUGACCUUCCUAUCAGUAGGUCUUUUUUCAGACAACAGACAUGCCAUAAAUCUUGAGUUUUGCAGUGGCAUUUCUUAAUUUAUCUUAUUUCAAGCUGUGUAAUUGUUAUGUCUUGUUUGUUGCUGUUUUUUUACUAUACAGUAGUGAACGAUCUUGGUUGAGCCUUCCUCCUGAACUUUGACAUGUUAAAACUGACCAGGAAAACAUCUUUGCACUGUCUUCUGGCCUUUCUUGUUUUUCAGAAUUGGAUUCACUGAAUAAUUGCUAUUAAUUGCAUUUUCCUAUUUGCACAAUUAUAACAAGUGUGACAAAAUGAACCUUUAGCCUAUUUUAAUGUUGUACUUUAAAUCCUGUUUUUUAUUUUUUUCAAACUGUGAAUAAAUUAUGCAUAUAAUUUUCUUUUAUUAUAUCUCAAAUUUUGAUUGUAUUAAUUCAUUGACUGUAUAAAUUCAGAUACUGUCAUUGUAAGUGUGACAUUCUGUAUGCAUGUUAUAACUGUACCUUUUGCUGAAGAGAAAAGUUAGAAGUCCUGGGACAGAAGUUCAGAUUAAAACCAUAGUUGUAAAACAUGGCUUUUUGUAAAUGCAAUAUAUUUAUGUAACUGUGUUAUGUAAGUGCUUUCAGCAAAACCUUGUAUUUAAACAAGGUAGACAUAUGAUAGAUCAACUAAAAUUAAAAAUUAUAUUUCCUUCUUUACAUAAAGAUACAGAGAAAGCUGAAAACUUAACAUUUCAUGAUGUUAAGCUUAAACAUUUCGUUUCAUGAAGGAUUAAACUUUGCAUUUCAUUUGUGAAAUCUCUAUGAAGCAUUCCAUGAUUUUCACUAGAGGGAGCAGCAAUGACUUCUGCUUCUCAUAAAAUUUGACUGAUUCUAUU
Molecule: messenger RNA, 8133 nt
Organism: Sphaerodactylus townsendi
Lineage: Eukaryota; Metazoa; Chordata; Lepidosauria; Squamata; Sphaerodactylidae
Gene: GCC2
Product: GRIP and coiled-coil domain containing 2
Exons: 23
Coding region: 114-5171 (1685 amino acids)
Biological process (GO): late endosome to Golgi transport
Cellular component (GO): Golgi apparatus
Source: RefSeq, a predicted model, not a curated record